AUUUUGUUCACCAGUGUAAGUAACACAAAUGUAUUUUUUUCAGAUACUUCAUAAAAUCGACGAUGUCCUGGUACCAACUAGAGCCGGUACCCGCGUAUUCAACCCAAACGCGUGGGAGUUCCUUGAAAACUACGAGAAACUCCUACAAAACCACGUGCCCGGUCAGAAUCCUUACAGAGUCAGGAACUUCAGGCAGCGCGUAGAGUUGAACAAAAAACAGGACAACUUCAACGCAGAGGGAGGACAGACCUUUUUUAUACCAGUGGAUGAGGGAUUCGGGAACGAGCGGGCCUCGCUAAUCGACGACAAAAUAAUAGAUGGACACGUCAUUCCGAAACAAGUGCUGUUCACUACUCCUACGAAAAAGGACACCCCCUUCCAGACGCUGGCCAAUGGAGAUAACAACAUCAGGGUAGUGAUUAGCUUCACGCAGGAACAGAGGGGCAGCAGGAUUGUCAACUAUGUGAAGAGUCACACCCUUUUCGGCGACGGAAAGCACACUCAGGGCGUAGUGUUAGCAGAAAUCGUGAAAGCCAAUAUACCGGUGAAAAACGGCGUAGUACAUCUGAUCCAAAAACCUUUAAUGGUAGUCGAUAGUACUGUAAAGCAGUUGCUAGAGGAGCACAAGGACUAUAUUUGCAACGUAGGCAAUGUGCAAAGCUACCAGAACUUUCCCGUCAAUGCCAAUCUCGAUUACGAGCUCCACACGGAACAGCCAAUAGUACGUCCAAUGAGCAAAAUGGCCGUAUUUUAAGCAGCUUCUUCAAUGCUAUCAAGGACUUGGGACCAGAAGGUGACGCUCUACUCAGACAGAUCGAACGCGCUCAGGACGUAACCCUGUUCGCGCCUUGUAAUGACGCAUUCGAUGGAGAUUUGACCUUGAAGGCCAUGAUGAGGGACAAGACCAGGUUCCUCGAUAUUCUAAAGAUGCAUAUUAAUCUUGAAGAAAGGCUGUACAUGGACAAGAUUCUCAAGAAUCAGCUGCAAAAUAAGGUAUACAAAGUGAGAACUUUCAAUCCCAGCAAAAACCUGUACUUCAACGUGGUGACUGUAGGCGACAACCGCACCAUGACAGUUGACGGCGGUGGUGUGAACGCAACUGUCAUUCAAGCUGACUUGGCAGCUACCAACGGUAUCAUCCAUAUCAUUGACAGAGUUUUGGGGGUACCAUACACCACAGUGCUUGAUAAGCUUAGGACAGACCCCAUGCUUCAGAAUACUUACCGAUUAGGCCAAUACCAGAAAUUCAACGAACAGCUAAACAACCCUGAUAAGAGAUUCACGUAUUUCGUACCAAGAGAUAAGGCGUGGGAGAAUGCCAAGGUUGCUUUUCCUUCAGCAAUCAAGAAACUAUUCAUGCCUGAAUUCAUGCACAUAUAUGGCGUAGCGACACUGGAACGCCAUCUGGUGGUCUCUGAUGUACCAUAUACGAUGGAGCGCAUCAAGCAAUGGUCCAACGAGACACAUCGUGGACCCUUCGACUCCAUUGCCAGCACUUCUAGUAGAAGAGAAGUAGAAUUGCCAACUGUCAGAGGAUCACUUAGAAUCGCCGUAGAAGAGAGGAAAGAUAAUACAUUUAUAAUCCACUGGAAGGGCGAGAAGAUCCCAGUCUUCAAACCAAAUGUCGAAUGCACCAACGGAAUCAUCCAUGUCAUCGACUUUCCCUUCUUGAAAGAAGGCGACAUCCAGAUCAGCUCUGCUAACAGCCUCCGUUUCAUGUCACCCACGUUGACGCUUUGCACUUUCGCAUUUGUCAAAUUCGUCCUGCUUUAAUGCACCGCUCUGUCUUAGAUAUAUCUAGAUAUGUGCGUUUAGGUAUAUUUAUCAAAUUUCACCAUGCGAGCGUUUACAAGUGAGCGUACAGGGUUUUUGUAAAGAUGCGUGCAAGGGUGGUUAAUCCAGAAAAUAGGUAAACAGAUUUGGAUACGAGAUGGAUAUGUGUAAAACAGAAUCAGAAGAUUUUUCGGCACUGAAAAUUAUGAUGCUUGGUAUCUAAAAGAUUCAAUUACAAAAAUGAACAGUAUUCUCGUUACCUGGAAGAUAUUUUAAUUUCUAAAGGUUGGUAGAUAAUUACAUGGAGACCCAAAAAUACAUUUUUUAAAUGGAAAGAUCUACAUUUUACUGCACAUUGGGUUAUGCCCUUUCAAACGAAGCAGUUUGAUGUAACAUAACAUAGGGUUACAUUUCUGAGUUAUUGGAUCUAUCGAAACACACAAUUUUCACAGGUCUCACCUCCGCAACUGUUCUACUACUGAAUUUUUCGUCAGAAGAAUUUCAUGACCUCAAAUAUUCAUAUCUACUUGCUGUUUCAAUUUUUUCGAUAGACUAUAUACAGUGUGGUCAAAAACGCAAAAUGUACAAUUUCUCGAAAUGUUCAAAUCGAACACCCUGUAUAUUUUCACACUUUUUGAUUCCCCACUUAACAAGUCUUAUUUCAAUAUAAGGUUUAUGGGAGUUUGUACGAAUUGUUUUGGAGUUACAGUUAACCUUUUUGUAAAUCGGAUAUCAAGGUAAAUGAGAAAAGGGAAUUCUGCUUAAAAUAAAAAUAGCAUUCAAUCAGUGACAACAGAUAGUUAAAAUUUGUGUAUUUUCACCCUGUGUUUUUAAUGACUCGAUAACCAGUUGUCGAACCUCAAUAAACCUCAUAUCAUAAAAGAGAUGUGAAAAACCGUAUCAACAAAUGUGAAAAUAUACGGUGUUCCAUUUGAAAAUUUUGAGAAAUCGUUCAUUUUGCGUUCUUGGCCACCCUGUAUAAGCUCAGCAAAUAAUUGAAAAAGUAGAUAAGAGAAAAUAUGGGAAAAUGACGAAAAAUUCAGUUGCCAGCUGUCAAGGCUCAGUGUUUUGUUCGAUAGAUUACCUAACAUCUCAAUAUUUUGGUAAUAGAAUUGCUUCGUUUGGGAGCGCCUACCGAAUCUGCAAUUAAAUGUAGGUCUUUCUAAAAAUGUGCUUGAGUCACCAUGUAAUUAUGGAUCACCCUGCAGAAAUUAAAAUAUUUUCUAGGUAAGGAGCAUGCUGUGGUUACAAUUUGUAUGAUCAACCUUUUUAAAUACAUUCGUAAUAACAGAGUUAUCUGCAUAGCCCACACAAGAAAGUCCCCAGGAUGUACUUCCAACUUUCGUCAACAUUUUUCUUCUUAAUUAAGUACUUGAUCGUUCUUUAAAAGCCCAAGAUUCGCAAUUUUGGCAUUUUAAUUUACUUUUUCAUAAUUGUAACACGUCUUACCUCAAAUCUAUAAUAAAAGGCACUGAGUUAAAACAAAUAUAUAAAAAUAAAAAGUUGAACCAAAUGAAUACACAAUUAUAAUGAGACUUCAAUAUUUUUUUGUUAGUGCAGCUGUGCAACAUGUUUAUUUUUAUAUAUGCUUUUGGUCUCACAAUUAGUAGAAGUAGCAAGUGUUGGGAUCAUGUGCUCAUAUAAAAAUGCUUAUGUUAAAUAUUCGAUAAUGUGUCAGUUUCCUACAAAAUUACCAUCCCCUGUGCUUUUAAAGAACAAUCACGUGAUAAGAAAGGGAUGUUGAUUACAAACUCCACAUUUGCAAAUAACUUAUGUUUUGCAUUAUUUUCAUGGCUGAAAGACCCUGUUAUGGACAUUAAUUCUUCUUGCUCCAACCUAGAAGGACUAGCUCUAAGCUGUAACUUCUUACGUAGCAUCCAACCACUAUUCUUUUUAUGCGACCGUUGCUGUCAAAUCAUAGGACUAUACACAAUCUAUGUACUACUGUUAUUUUCUGGAUUAUGUAGCGGUUGUGGUUGUAAUUCGAGUCUAUGUCUAGCCUAAUCCUGAAAAGUAGGAAACCCGCUGAGGUAACAGACUGAAUUUCAAUAAAACAAUAUAUCUCUCUAUUAAAUUAGAUUACUCUCGGAGAUGUGACUAUUCGAGCAAAAUAGUUACAACUCAAACCGUUCUCAGUUAUUAACGUACGGGUUUUUGGAAAGAUUCCUUUGCGGUACGCGCCCACUGCUACAUCAAAAAAGCAAUUUUGCUUCAUUGGAAUUCUGAAUAGGCUAGUUCAUAUUUUUUUAAGUAGGUCUUAAAUAUUUGAUAUUUGUUGUACCAGAAUAAAUACUAUAUUUUUACCUUAAUUCGAAAAUAUAUUUUUCUUCUGGCUCAUAAAUUAAUGUGCUCUGGCGUCACACCAUUUUUGUAAACAGCAGCUAAUAGCAACAUAACUCCUCAAACGUUUACACAUAUCAACGUGACAAAAAUAUAUAGGUACCCUAUUUUACGAGUAUCCAUCACGGUACAAUGACAGUUGAUUAUCUCAAAAUUCCCGAUAUCGGCACGAUACACAUAAUUCUGACAGAUCCGUCCACGCCAGGUAGUCAGAGCCCUAUUUUGUUUGGGUUUUUUGUAUGCUACGGAUUCAUUUUGUACUUGCUAGCAGCUCUUUUAUUUAAAAAGUUCUUCUGCAUACAAAAAACAAAACGUCACAGACAAGUUUUGCCAGAUUUAAAACCGAUUAAAAUGUCACUUGCUGAUCAGCUGUUCACCUCAGUAGACGCCAAAGCGUGAUGGAUACUCAUCAACUAGGGUAUAGUAAUUAUCGCUAUUGUAUCGUCCGAGAAUGCAAAAAUACAUCGAUAAGGACCCCAGGAAAGCUGUGGGUUAAGGGUGCCCAAGGAAAUAAAUGUAAAGCAGCAUUGCUGUGUAUUGCGUCGAGCAUACCUUAUAUUUGGGACAUAUUUUACAUUUGACUGUGCAAGAAUACAAUAUUAGUCAAAAUUAUUCAGAGAUUCUGACGCAUGAACUUAUUUUUGAAUGACUUUUGAAAAGGAAGAUUGUGUAAGUGUAUUACUUAUUCUUUCUUUUUAUGUCUAUCAUUAUAUCAAAUGCACUGUACUUACAUCCAAGUCUUGAAGUUCCUCAGUUCAGCAGAGGAGAAAUCUGGGUUGACGGCAAAAAAAUUACCAACCAUCGAUGUGUCCAUUUUCGGCAAACGAUAAAACUAUAACAUUUUACGUUAAUCAUCAGUUUUGUAGGAAUAUUUGAAGAAGACAAUGUUACUCCACAAGUGACAUACGGAUUACGUUUCUUUAUUUACAGUCUGUACGACGUCACAUCACGGUCGAUAGUGUUUUCGCCGUUUGAUAUUAAAAAUAAAUAUAUACUUUUUAAACUAAUUAAUAACCAUUAAAUUAACAUACAUACUCAUCUUACACUUUUAAAAAUUGAGAUCGAUAUAUUUCGUUAUCUUAAGCCAAAUACUGUAAGAAAUACAAAUUUUUUUCAUGAAAUUAGAUAUGAGUCAAGUAUCCUAUUGCAAGUUACUGCUGAUGUGCUGAUAUAGUGGACGCUCUACUGGAAAUUAAUUCGUUUGAUCCACAAACAUUUGUGCGUACUAUGUAGCCAAUAGACCCGUACCUUUAUAAUCACCUCGACCUUGCCCUGCCGCUCUUUAUACUAACUUUCUAUUGAUAUGCAUAGUAUUCAUAGUAGAUUGGAAAGUAUCUUGAUUUUAUACUCAACUUAUUGAUAUUUUUGAAACUAUUUGGACUCCUUUUUAAUAUUACCGACACAAAUACGGUUCAAAGCAAUACAUCCAUCCAACAAAUCAACGAAUAACAUGGCGCCUGUUGGACAAGGUUUGUAGAACCGUAGACAUCAAAAUAUAACUACGACGGUUGAUUCCCAUACUUCGCCCCUAACCCACAGAUUUGAACUUUUUUAUUUUUUUGCAAAGUCCUACCAACAUCAACACACUUUGUUCAAUCAAGGCUCCAAGAUUUUAGUCGCAUUCCGGAAAAGUUUAAGAUGACGUCAAUAUUCUUUAAGCUUUGGAAGUCAUCUAAAAUUACUGAGAGCCAGAUCUGACAAGUAUGGGGUGGGUAAUCUACCAAUCCAAAGCAUUAUUGGUGUACAGAAGUAAUAGCACUGCACAAGGUAUGGCUGACUGGGAGGAUUAUCCUUGAGAAGCGAUACACCACUUUUUAACAUCCUCCAAGGUUUCUCGUUACGGUUGCCCAUCUCUUUUUACAAGUGGGAAGUAGGUAUUACGAGCACUUACUGUCUGAUUUUUUAAAUUGUGUAUAAAAUUGUCCCAUUUAUGAUAAUUUCUUGUUUUUUGUAAAUAUUUCUUCAGCUCCAGUCUUAACAUAGGCGCGAGAUCUAGGAACUAUGUUAUAACUGGAUAAAGGGAUGUCACAUAUUGUUGCUCAUUUCCUACAUAUUUUUUGAAGAGUUUUCCUUCUAAAGCAGAACGAUCUUUCGAGGUAAUGUUGAUAAAUGACAUAAAGAAGUUUUAGAAUAAGCCAUCAAACCAAAAACUGACCUUUUGAUCAGUUUUCGUGUUAUAGUGAAAAUUGAUAUACAUUUUAAUAAAACCACGCCUCUCGCUGACCUCGCCGUCAGCGAAGGAUAAGUGGCGACAGGUAAGACAGGUGCGUGGUUUGCUGAUUAUUCACUAAGCUGUUUCGCGUACGAUUUACUCCAUGCCUUGGUGACAUUAUAAAAAUGCUGCUGUGGCAGGUGGGAUGACUGUCUGUCAGCUAUAUUUUUUGUCAUCACAAACGUGGGUGGUCCUAAUAGGCGUGUUCAGAGAACAGUGAGCAAGGCGUUCAUUUAAUAAAGAAUUUGAUCCUUGUUCUGCCACCUUGCAAAUAUAGUUUCUCAAUCAGCUAGGAUGCUGGAAGUAAAAAACAUGUCGCAAUUUUCAGAUUGAGUUUGCAUGAGGGAACUUUAUAAUACCUACUACACGUCCAUCUUGUAACACUGCACUCUUUUAAUGUUUUGGUCAGUCGAUAUCAUUGUGAGUGGUCCACAGCCAUGUGGGUUUUCACACGGUGACGUUAUCAUAAGAAACUUCACCUCAAUAUUUUGGUAAACCUCAGUGGGUAUCAGAUCCCUUCUUUGCAGAGAUUUUAUUACGGCGCUUCAAUCAGAAGGAUCCACCUCUGUUAAAAUCUUUCACAAAUAUACCAAUGGACGAAUAACGUCAAAACAGUUUGACAUAUAAACUUGAUUUUUGCUAAGGGGUCUUAUUUUACUGACAACAAGAAAGAGGUAAUGGACCGAUUAAAUUUGAUGCAUGAGUCAAGCUUCUAAUCUACUAUGAAUCAUAUUUUGUCUUCACAGGUUUCUUAUGAUGACUGUGAAUAUAGUUUCUAUUUCUUCAUCAAAAUACGUGUUGUGUUUUUACCAUGUGUUGUAUAUAGAGCAUUCAGAUUAUUACCUAUAGAAGUAGGAUAUGCGAAUCAUCUCUUUUCAUACAAAGUAAUGAAACAAAUGUUUUCACGAUAUAACCAAAGAACUACAGAUAUAGAUGAAUGCAUAUUAUGCUUUUUGUAUUCUCACUGUGAAGUUAAAUAUAAAAAGGAUUUAAAUUUCAUUUGCAACAAGUUAUGAUGAAGCAUUUCAGAUACACUGGAAUAGUAUUGCUAUUUAUAGUGUUAUAUAACAUUCCUCAGCUAGGUUAAUAUAAUACCAAAUGACCAAGAACUAAAAAACGAUGUUUUUGGUCAUUUAAUAGAAUGUAAAAAUGUAUUACUUGAUUUUAAAUGAUUUUUUUUAAUAAGAGUUUUAACGAAAAGCAAUUUGGCCCUCUAUCUCACAUAACCAUUGUUGAAGGUAAGUGAUGCCUGAAAUACUAUUGAAUCUAGGUAAAAGUAUCGCUAACCACUCAAUUGGAUUCUCAUGAUAAUAGAUACUUUAUCUUUUUUUCAUUUCAAGUCAUGUUAUUAUAUCAAGUUGUAAAUACGUGUGUAUUGAUUUGUGUGAAUGUGUAAAUCUGUAUGUUUUUAAAUAUUUGUGACUAUUUUAGAUCUAUUUUUCAAUAUAAGCAUAUACAUAUAUAUAUAUAUAUAUAUAUAUAUAUUUUAACGCAUCACUCAGACACCCGCUUUUUUUAAGCUCCAACACUGAAAUGCUUCAUGUAUGCAUUUGUACACAAGACACUUUCAAUGAACAAAAAUCUUUCUGCAUAUACUCAACAUCAGAAAAAUUCCUAACACGCCGAAUAAACGCAUCAACCCUCAUUUGCCUUUUGAAGUUAAAAUCAAGCGAAAAUAUUUUUACUCAAAAACAUAAGAGAGCUCAAGUCUCUAGUAGUAUUUUUUUCUAAACUGUGUGGCAGUAGUGUUACGUAAAAAACGAUAUAGUGUCAACUAGUGUAAAUACUAAGAAGUCGCUAUGAGCGUAAUCUAUGUAGGAAUGGCUCAACGACCAUGUUGCCUAAGAUACUGCAACUCACAUUUCGCCAGCACGUUUUGUGGGCUGCAAGCUGCCGAGAUAGUCUCUAGAGUCUAGAGUGUACUUGUGUGCAUGUCUUAAGGUCCAUUCACACUCACGUGCCAGUGAUUCUCGCUGACGUGAGAUCACAGUGUUUUCAUUUCACACUGGUCAGUAUUUUUCUCCGUGCUCUGACAGUGCAGUUGUGUUCACGUGAGGUCGAGAUGGCAAAAUUUUCAGAGGAUGAACUUGCAGUUAUUGCAUUAAUUCUGUUUUUUUUUAUACUCCAACUCCCACGAAGGCCUCAGGCCUAAACACCCAUGGGAUACCGUGGUGCUAUAGGGGGAAACACAGGGGAAAAGGGGGACGCAACACGGACGAUGGAAUACGUGUGCAUGCAAUAUGCACACAUUCUGGCCCCGCCUACAAGAUCCGCCGAGAAGUACCUCCGCGUUCGACAGUCAGUGACCGUCUACCACCUACGAAACAUGAAGAAGAAGAAACUAGAAGUCCUUGUAUUUUGAAUUUGACUGGUUCUACAGCACGGUUGUACGCGUACAAAUUCAAUUAGUUUUUCAGCAUGCAUGUUUUUGACCAAUUAUAUCAAAAUAUUCACGAAAUUAAAUAAAAACACGGCCGUGAAAAUCAAAAAUAUCGUUCCAAAACAAUGCGAUGAUAACGGUACGGCGUCGUCGAGGGCACUGAGAACACACGAACACGGCCACUUCCACCAUCCACUCCACGUGCCGGUCUAGUCUGUGAAUCAGUUCAUCCAAAUUCCGAGAAGAAUGUUUUUAGUUUCGCCGGGCGGAUCACGUGCCGGUCACAGCACUGUUACGUCAUAGCAUCAGUGAUAUUUGAUCACUGAUACGUUUGCUAUGUGAAAAAAUUAUUUUUGAAUGAAACUAGAAAGGAUUCGAUUGAUGUUAGCAAUCGAACACUGUGCUGGAACUUAAAAGCACAGGCAAAUAAGGUUAGCGAUCGAAAGACUUGUAAAAAUAAGGACUAUCCGCUUGGGAAUCUACAUAAUGUCAGUAAGAAUUGUUGCAAUGCCACUUUUUAAGUUACAUGGGUGCCGAUCAACAUUUAUUUGAAAGUAUCCUGUGUACAUACCGAAUUUGCUUUGUGUAUAUUUGUAAAAACUUGCAACAAGAGAAUUUAAACAAUAAAACUGUCAUUAGGUAUUUUGCCAAAUUUUGUGAUUUUUCUCUUCACGAUCUUACCGUGAACAAAAUUUAGCAAACCUUGUAAAAUAUAAAUCCAUUAUUCUAAAUAUUAUUAUAGGUGUAUACCUACGUAGUCCGAGUUGAUAUAAUAUAUGGAUGUAUUAUGACGAUAUAAAUAUACAUAUUUCUCUUUGAACUGACUGAUUAUAUAUCUAAAAAAUUAUUUGAAAGUGUCAAUGAUAUCAAAACGUUUUUAUGUUAAAAGUCUAUAAGAAUAUGGUUCUAGAUAAGAGACGAAAAUAAUUAAUAUUUGAAUGUUGCAAUAAGAUGUUAAAUGUAUAAAUAAAAACCGUACCACUACCAUAGAAGAAAUAACAUAGAUGUGUUUCUAAGCUUACAGAUAUAUAAAAGACGUUUGUGUAAAGUUUAUUUGAGAGUGCAAGCUAUUAUUUAUUUAUAAGGUAACACUGCAAGUGUCGCAUUUAUAUAAAUUAUAAAUUCCCACAUACAGUGCUGGCCAAAGUCGUUUUCCCUUUUAGGGUAUUUACCGAUCCGUUCAAGCGAGUCUUCAUGAAUCAGCUGUUAUAUGUCAUAGUUAAUACCGUAAAAUUGUGGUAUUUACCCAACUCAGGAGUAGUUUUAUAUUUCUGGUUACUAUUUGAAAUGUGACAAGUUAGAAUUUUGCCGGGUAUUGGAUAUUUUUAUUGCACUUCAGCUUCAUUUUUGGGAAACUUGAUACAGGCUGACUUCAGUUUUAGCAUAAAGUAGAGCACUUUAUUAGUUAUAAUCAUUACUAUUGUUGGGAACACUUUAAAUCUAGUUCCUAUGCUUAACAAGGUAUCCUGUGUAGCCAUAUACCACAAGAAUAUUAAAAUAUGGCCAUAUAAACUCACUGGAUGAUGUCCACCUGUAUGUGCGGUUUUGUUAAUGUCUUUUUUCGUUUUUUCCUAUCAUUUCUGCUAAAUCAAUAAAUAUUUUCUUUGACAUGCGGAAACGUUUAGAGAAUUGAAUGUUAUCAUAGCUACAAAGCCAUGGCUCCAUCAUUAAAAAUUUUUCUGAAAAAAAAACAUGUCUCCCAUUAAUAUUAUGAAAGGUUGCUUUUUUAAACUUUCCAUACACCGUUGUACACGAAAAAGUACCGAUUAUUAAGUGAUAAUAAAAAUAAUCAAAAAUUAUAUACGGGCUUUUCUAAAAUAACCAACUUGCAACAAAACCGCGGUUAAAACCAACGCGUUCAAGCGAUUAGAGCAACUGACGUCAUCAACCCGGGUGUCAUCUUGAACCAUAUUAUAACCGCAGUACGUAACAGAAAUUUUGGUUAUUCGCUUGGAUUUGAUUCAUGUGUACCAGAGAAAUACGUGUUAGGAAGAUUCGACACAAGGUUGUUUAGCAGCGACAGAGAUAAUCAAAGACAAUCCCGACACUAAUAGGAGUAGGAGUAAGAGUUAAUAAAGCCAACACACAUUCUUUCUAGUUCCUAUGAGACAUGACAUAAACAAAUAUUCUUUAUCCCUAUAUUAUCUCAGUAUAUUUGCGGCAUCUUGCACACCUUUUAUAAGUUAUACAUAAGUGUAAAUACAUCUUUUCUAGACGAAUUUUUAGCGCAUAUGAUAUUAUACACCCAACAAGGUUGAAAUUUUUGCUUAGCUGUUCAUUCCUGGAAAAUAUUCGGUGAGGUUCGUUGAAAAUAUAGCAUGGAAAAGACGUAAGUACCUAUACUGCUUGAAAAAGAUCAACCUCCAGAAGUCUAAAUGUUUAUGAUAAAAAUGGUUUUCAUAGUUAAGAACAUCGUAAUAUGUAUACGUUAUUGUCAUAUUAGGGUAGGAUAUAGGAUGUAUCAAAAACAAUGUAUAAACAAAGCAACAUUCAGACUUCAAUUAUAUAAAAUAUCUGCUUAUUUAAUCCGUUUUUGAAGCUUGGUUAACCACGGUUUAACAUGCAUUAAUAGAAGUUAUUUGAUUCCAAAUUUGUCUACAAUAUUUCAAUAAAAAGCAUUGGAUAGAUCGCUUUUGAUACAUCCUACAAGCUGAUUCGUUAAUCAUUUUAUUUUUUCUUUGAUAUGAAUCAUUGUAAAACUGCACGUGUACUUCAAUUUCGCUGGUUUGAUAGAUUCAUGGAGGUUAUGAGUGAAUAAACGGUUUAAAGAC
Acanthoscelides obtectus is the source of this 11476-nucleotide messenger RNA. Lineage: Eukaryota; Metazoa; Arthropoda; Insecta; Coleoptera; Chrysomelidae. The record is from the annotation of a GenBank genome assembly.